GGUGAAAUGAAGUCUGAAAUUGAAAGGGUAUUAACGGACCUUCUAAAUUAUAUGGAAAAAUCGCAUAAUCAGUCGGACGCUAUCGAAUAUUGCAAUGAUGAAGUUAAAUGGAGUAAAUUUGGCCAUAAAGGAAAACACACAAAUAAAGCAGCUUGUUUGCUUUUUGCUUCAGGGUUAAAGCACAUUUAUACCCAUGGUAAUGACCACCAGACGGGCCAGUUUAAGGGCCCAUCGUUUGAACAAACGAUGGGUUGUUUAUUUCUUAAGGAGUAUGCAAAACAAUUGCAAAAAAUGGCAGAAACGAAAAAAAAAGGACAGAGUUGGGUACAUCCUCUUUGUGACAUAGAUAAGGGCAUAAAUCACGCUUUUGAUAAGAGUGGUGACAUUAUGAAGAAUGUAUUAACUGAAUGCAACAAUGGUACUGAUGGUAUUUCUUGUUUUCAAUGCAAACUAAAUGAAGGUUAUGAUAAUUGCAAAAUUGGCGAUGACGAUGUAGGAAAUAAAGCUAAAGAUCUGUUCGAAGGCGAAUCGAAGCAAAACCAAAUGGAAAAAACAUUAGAGAAUACAGUCUGUCCCAUCCUUCUUACGGAUCUCCUUACCCCUUUUGUUCCUUUGGCUCCUGUCUCUAUUGGCCUUUCUGCUAUGGCUUAUUACCUUUGGAAGUAUUUUGGUCCUCUUGGUAAAGGAGGACCACGUUUCCGAAGAUCUCCUGCUGAAAUACGCGGUCCAUCGGUACAGGAACAAGUCCUCGAUCACGUGCAGCAAGAUAGUUCACAUGAAUAUCGAUUGGUGAAGGAACGAAAACCUCGUUCAGUUCCAACGAGAACGAAACGUUCUGGUCCCGUGAAUCGCCGCACGAUUAUUGAAAUUCAUUUUGAAGUGUUGGAUGAAUGUCAAAAAGGCGACACACAAUUGAACCAGAAGGAUUUUCUGGAACUUUUGGUUCAAGAGUUCAUGGGAUCCGAAUUAAUGGAAGAAGAAGAACAGGUUCCUAAGGAAGACGUUCUUAUGGAAGGCGUUCCAAUGGGACGUGUUCCAAGUUUAGGUUCCGGGUUUAUGGUUUAG
Plasmodium knowlesi strain H is the source of this 1065-nucleotide messenger RNA. RefSeq names its product SICAvar, type I (fragment). The record is from RefSeq and is a predicted model, not a curated record. Lineage: Eukaryota; Apicomplexa; Aconoidasida; Haemosporida; Plasmodiidae. The annotation marks the transcript as partial. The transcript has 2 exons.